Messenger RNA from Colletotrichum chrysophilum, 1413 nucleotides. It is a transcript of the gene RVB2, whose product is annotated as RuvB-like protein 2. Bases 1 to 1413 code for a protein of 470 amino acids. The transcript has 3 exons. The record is from RefSeq and is a predicted model, not a curated record. Lineage: Eukaryota; Fungi; Ascomycota; Sordariomycetes; Glomerellales; Glomerellaceae. Gene Ontology annotation, molecular function: ATP hydrolysis activity; DNA helicase activity; ATP binding. Gene Ontology annotation, cellular component: R2TP complex; NuA4 histone acetyltransferase complex; Ino80 complex. Gene Ontology annotation, biological process: chromatin remodeling; box C/D snoRNP assembly; regulation of transcription by RNA polymerase II.
AUGGCCGCGCCCGUCAUGACCGUCUCCGAGAGCAAGGAGCUCAGAGGGCUCAAUCUCAUCGCGGCCCACUCGCACAUUCGGGGCUUGGGAGUCGACGCCACAACAUUGGAGCCCAGAGCUGUGUCUCAGGGCUUGGUUGGACAGGAGAAGGCCAGGAAAGCCGCCGCUGUUAUUCUGCAGAUGAUUAAGGAAGGCAAGAUUGCUGGCCGAGCCUGUUUGAUCGCUGGUCCUCCAAGCACUGGCAAGACUGCCAUCGCCAUGGGCAUGGCCCAAUCCCUCGGCCCCGAUGUCCCUUUCACCAGUCUCGCCUCAUCCGAGAUCUUCUCCCUCGAAAUGUCCAAGACCGAAGCCCUCACACAAGCAUUCCGCAAGUCCAUCGGCGUGCGCAUCAAGGAAGAGAGCGAGAUCAUGGAGGGCGAGGUUGUUGAGAUCCAGAUUGACCGCAGUGUCACCGGCGGUGCUAAGCAGGGAAAGCUGACGAUCAAGACGACCGACAUGGAGGCCGUGUAUGACAUGGGCGCGAAGAUGAUUGAUGCGAUGACCAAGGAGCGCGUCAUGGCCGGUGACAUUAUUUCUAUCGACAAGUCCUCUGGCAAGAUCACGAAGCUUGGUCGGUCGUACGCCCGCUCGCGCGACUACGACGCGAUGGGCGUCGACACGAAGUUCCUCCAAUGCCCUGACGGGGAGCUGCAGAAGCGCAAGGAGGUCGUGCACACCGUCACUCUUCACGAGAUUGAUGUCAUCAACUCUCGUACACAAGGCUUCUUGGCCCUUUUCUCGGGCGACACAGGCGAGAUCCGCAGUGAGAUUCGUGACCAGAUCAACACCAAGGUUGGAGAGUGGAAGGAGGAAGGCAAGGCCGAGAUUGUGCCGGGUGUUCUUUUCAUCGACGAGGUUCACAUGCUGGAUAUCGAGUGCUUCUCAUACAUUAACCGCGCUCUGGAGGACACCCUUGCGCCUGUGGUCAUCAUGGCCAGCAACAGGGGGAACUCUCGCAUCAGGGGAACCGACUACCGCAGUCCCCACGGCCUUCCGCUGGACUUCCUUGACCGCGUUGUCAUCAUUCACACCAAUACCUACAGCCCCGACGAGAUCAAGCAGAUUCUUACUAUCCGUGCACAGGAGGAGGAGGUUGAGAUCUCUGCCGACGCUCUGGCGCUCCUGACCAAGAUUGGCCAGGAGGCUGGUCUGCGCUAUGCUAGCAACCUCAUCACGACAUCUCAGCUGGUGAGCAACAAGCGCAGGUCAAAGCAGGUCGAGAUUGCCGACGUCCAGAGGAGCUUCUCGCUUUUCUACGAUCCGGCUCGCAGCGUCAAGUUUGUGUCCGAGUCGGAGAAGCGCCUGAUAGGCAAGGACGGCGCUGUCGAUUUUACCGUCACUAAUGGUCAUGGUGAGACGAUGGAUUUGAGCUAA